Phalaenopsis equestris is the source of this 921-nucleotide messenger RNA. RefSeq lists its product as uncharacterized. The record is from RefSeq and is a predicted model, not a curated record. NCBI's taxonomy places the organism in Eukaryota, Viridiplantae, Streptophyta, Magnoliopsida, Asparagales, Orchidaceae. Bases 178 to 723 code for a protein of 181 amino acids. The transcript is spliced from 3 exons.
AAGGCCACCACAUUUCACCAAUAGAAGGAAAAGGAAAUAACGAAAAACACUCUCGAGAUCCGCAGCCGAUCUCGCGGACGUCGCCGACGAACUUCGGCUCCUCCAUUUAUUCUUCGUCUAGUUCGUCACCUCGCAUAAUAUCCACCGCUAAACUUCAAGCUUUAUCGAUAAAGUUUAAUGGCCGGAGGCGCAUCUUCCUACGUUGGAGUAAACCCUAACGCCGUGCGAUUGCUGCUUGCAGUGAUGGCGCUGGGCCUGGGGGCUUAUAUCGUGGGACCGCCGCUCUACUGGCACGUCGUGGAAGCUCUGGGACGAGCUUCCUCCUACUCUUCCUGCUCUCCUUGCAACUGCGACUGCUCCUCUCAGCCCCUCCUUGCUUUUCCGGAAGAAUUGAUCAACUUUACGCUCACAGAUUGUGCAAAGCGGGACCCAGAUGUGAAUGAGGUAAUGGAAAAGGAUUUUACAGACCUUCUUGCAGAGGAACUGAAGCUGAAGGAGGCUUUGGCCAUUGAUGCUCAGCAGCGUGCUGAUGUAGCUUUACUCGAAGCUAAGAAAUUGGCAUCUCAAUAUCAAAAAGAAGCUGACAAAUGCAAUUCAGGGAUGGAUACCUGCGAGGAAGCGAGGGAAAGAGCCGAGUUUAUGCUAUCAGAACAAAAGAAAUUGACUGCAAUAUGGGAGAUGAGGGCACGACAAAGAGGAUGGAAACCAAAAAUACGUUCUUGAAGAAGGUAAUGGUAGAUGCCAUAAUACUUAAUAUUAUUCUCGGUUUAUCACACGAUCUUGAUUUGAAGCAAUUAGUCAGUUAUAUCCAAGUUUACUCCUCGAAGAGGAUGCUACAGACUAAGGGUUAUUAGGCAUUAUUUGAUGGAGAAGUAUUGCAUCAUCCAUUUCAUAGUUAUGUUGAAAUAGAAAUUAAAUUUU